UGUUUGGUGUAUUUCGCGACCCUGUCGCCAUUCUAACGUCACCAUGAAAGUAUUCGCCGCUCUGUGUUUGGCCUUCGUUGCCGUUCAGGCCUUCCCCCGACCAGAUUCGGAACACUUCACCUACGAUAAUAACAAUGGACAAGUGUCCGGCGAACAUUCGACUGACGUCGAUGGUGUCACCAAAACUGAAGGGCUUCCUCAAAACGCCCCCGUUAUAGAUCCAGCACCUGUUGCUGUUCCCCUUGAUGACGUUAACGAUGGCGAUGAUGAUGAUGUGACAACUGUCACAAGGACAGGCAGCUUCCAACAAUCCAGCUCAUCAUCAAGCACUAGCACAGAUGCUGAUGGUAACCAAAUCGUGUCAGGCACAUCUGAUUCCCUAUCUGGCGAGGUUAACGGACAGUCUGUCAACGACCACGGAAAAGUAUCAGGAAACCAAGUGGUUAACGUGAACAAAUGCAACUCUUCUCUUGAUGGCGUUAACGGUGUUAAUACAGUUAAGAACUACAAUUUGAGCGGGACAGAUGCUAGUGCGGUCGACGCUGAUGGAGUGACAGACCACCAAGUCCAUGUUGACAUUGACAGGGAUGUGUAAGCGGUGACAGAUUGGAAAAUGAUUGCAGUAUGAAAUGUACAAAUUCAGGUUCUUUGUUGCUUAGUAUAGACCAUUUUUGUAAUAGCUGUAAAGAUCAUCAUUUCGGGACAAGUUUAGAAGAGGUGAAAGAAAUUCAGACACCUUUUUAGAGAACUAGAAAACAUCCUCCCAAUUUAUAAUGGAAAUAAAAAAGUGCGCGCCAAAAAUCUGACGUUUGUCAUCUGUCAUAUUUUGUAACCUGACAUUGAACAGCCGCUUAAUGGCCAAUGGUCAUAGAUCAGUUUUUUUUUAUUUUAUUUACAUUCAGAUAUUUGUCUUAAAAUUACAUUUUUGGUAGCUAAGUAAUUGAGUAACUGAUUAUUUUUUAUACAUGCAAAUGUUCAAAAUGACCUGGUAUUUGUUAUUAUAAUUUUACAUUAUCAUAA
Ostrinia furnacalis (Asian corn borer) is the source of this 1020-nucleotide messenger RNA. RefSeq lists its product as uncharacterized. The coding region runs from base 44 to 595 and encodes 183 amino acids. NCBI's taxonomy places the organism in Eukaryota, Metazoa, Arthropoda, Insecta, Lepidoptera, Crambidae. The transcript is spliced from 4 exons. The record is from RefSeq and is a predicted model, not a curated record.